AUGAUCGUCUAUCAAAGAAUUCCAACAGAUUUGAUCAUUAUACUGAUUCAUACUGUUUUUCAUGGAUCAUUUGAACAAUCCACAAAAUUGUGUGGAAAUAAUUCAUCGAACUGUGUUAAUGGUCACUGCAUUAAUGGAACGUGUGUAUGUAUUACAUGUUGGAUCGGGAAAACCUGUGAAGAACGAGUACAUAGAAUUCCAAAAUUCACUCAGACAGUAUUCACCUUCGAAACCAAGUUUUCUAACUGGAUCAAUGGAAGUCUGAUUGGUAGUCUUUCUCUGAGUGAUGAAAACUCCUCCUUAGCAUCAUGUGGAAGUGUUCAAUUUAACAUUGUACCUGGUUCAAACUACUUACCAGUAGCUAUCGAUGGAACAACUGGUAUUUUGAAGGUAAUUGAAAGUGAUUAUGAAACAAUGAAGAAUAAUCACACCAUCACUUUUCAAGUGACAGUUAGGAAUGCAAAUACUUCACUAAAUAUAUCUGAUAAUGCAACGGUCAACAUUUUAAUUGAUAAAAAUUAUUCUGAAGAAGAAACAGGAAGUGAAAUCACUGCAGUCAAGAGGGGCGUCAUACUUCCACCGAAUACUAUCAAUGUCACAUUUUCCAGAGUAUACAUCCAAGAUAAUCCAAAUUAUUGUCUAUUCGAUACAUGGUUUAUUGAUUCGGUAAUUUUCCUUCCACCUGGAAAUAAUAGUUUGAUCAUGAAAUUUUCUGGUCCGUCUCUAAAUAAUGUCUAUUACGGAUAUAUACAAUAUUUGUUUGCUUACUACAACGGUUCAAAUAUAGUAAAUAAUUAUCCUGUGAAGUUUAGUAAUCUCACAUACUUGAACAAUUAUUCCUCGUCUUCGGAGUUCACAAUGACAAGUCAGAUAAGUGUUUCAUCCGCUCCUGCCAAUGAUUCAAAUGACUUCAGUACUAGGAUGCGAUUCCAAGUUGGUCUUUUUCCUCAAAUGUCGAUUCCACCAAUAGGUACCAAUUUAACAGUCAGAAUGGAGGCAUUGUUGACUCCAAAGAUUAUCGUAGAUAUUCCCAUGAGUGUUUCCUCGAACUGUCCGAUUCAAUAUGAUUCAGUUAACUUUACCAAGUGCCCACCGAUAGUGGAAGUAGGUGGGGUUUAUGAAUAUUCUGUGGACUACUUUAUAAGCAGACCCAUUGGCGAUUAUGUGGCUGGGAAAAGUAACUUGACAUUAAAGGACAUCUCAGUAGUGAAUCAAGCUGAAAAGUUGCAAUUCUUUAAUGUUGAACUGAGUGUUCCACCUUAUGCAACAGCGACUUAUACUAUCCUGAUAACUAUUACUGGUAAACUAAAGACGGAACCAUGUUCCGUGGAUUACUUGUUAACAGAAAAUAAUUCAACUAAGAACAUCAGGCUAAUAACAGAAUACACUGUAUUUCAAGGGCGAAGAACAACAGGCACAACGACAAUUGGUAUAUUCAGAAACAAUGGCCCAUGGAAUAUUAAUUACAAUUUUCGAAUCGGAUUAAAAUUAUUUUACGAUGCCAGCUAUACCUUGGGUGAUACAAUGCAAGUGCAGCUUCAGAUGUUUAGUAUUGUACUAAAUGUAUGUUCUUUUGUUGUAACGCUUCCAAUAACGUCUAUGGAGCAACCCAUAACCACUACUCCUGUCUCUAAAACUCCUGUAGUUACUAUUGAAAAAGUCGAACCACGAAAUUCACAACCAACAGUAAACUUUAGUACAAUUGUAGAAGUUCGAGUGAAAUUCGUUAAAGACUUUGUCUACAUGCCGAUAACUUUUCAACUACAAGUAAAUUCAAAUGAAGCAAUUAUAAUCAGACAGAGUAUUCAAACAAUUGGAUAUCUAUUAAAAGCUGUAGCACUUGUGGGCUAUGAUUUUUCUGUUAAACCUAAUUUGGCUACAUUGCAAAUAAAUUCAGUGUAUUUCAAUGAAUCAUGUACAGAUGCUCAGUGUGAUAUUGCAAUGCGUUAUUCGAUAAUUCCAAUCACCACAAAGCCUUUGAUAAUCACAUCAACAUUUACCUCUGGUGUAUCCAGUUUUACGAAAACGUUAACUAUUACUCCACGAGCUAACUACUCUACUGUGUUGUCAUCAAGUCAGGCUCCAGGAGUUGAUCUAAUUUCUAUUGAUUCAAAAACAGUCAAAAAUCAAGUUAUACCGAACUAUUUAACAUCACUGAAGUUAACGCUAACUCUGAAACCCAAUGUAUGGCAGUCGAUAUAUUUUCAACUUUAUGCUCCAGGUGCCUACCAAGAAUACAUAUUUGUCAAGCCAAUAAUGCUAAGCCAAUCAACAUCAUUGCCAUAUGUCAACUCAGUUUCGGACUCUUUGGAAAAUAUGGUUUAUAUCAGUAUAGAUAAAGCUUAUUACGAAGGAAUUACAACCGAUCAAACGACUUCGGCAGCAAAUCAGUUGACUUACUAUAUCCCAAUGUUCACUGCGAAUUCUGUCAGACCACUGGUCAAUUUCACUUACAAUCUGACAGUCAAUUCAAUCUCUAUAUUUGGGAGCUUCAUAUUUAUUACCACUACUCCAGCAGCAUUUACUACAACUCUUACAAAUACUUGGACUUUAAUUUCUCCAAGUGCCACUGAUGUAUAUAAACAAAUGUGUACUGGAGGACCGUUUGAGUUUAAUUUCAAUAUGUGUCCGGUUGAAAGACGUUGUUCAUUCUUUACGUAUUGGAUCAACAGAAUUGUGAAUGGUGUUGCAGCUCUUAAUGUCACAAAUGUAGUUGUAUCUAAAAGUGGUUCAGAUGUGCGGUUCUCAACCUCAUUCUCUAUAAAUUUGACAUCUGAACGUAGGUUAGUUUAA
This is a messenger RNA of Schistosoma curassoni, 2793 nucleotides long. NCBI's taxonomy places the organism in Eukaryota, Metazoa, Platyhelminthes, Trematoda, Strigeidida, Schistosomatidae. The record is from the annotation of a GenBank genome assembly.